GGGGGCUGGGUUUGGGCUGGCUCGCAUGCGUGUGUCAGAGUGUGUGUAACUGUGCGUAUGGAGAGCAAAUCGAGCUAUGUACUGUCAGUAGUAAACCCUGUCAGUGAGGUGGCAGCCCUGUAACGCAUAGACACGCAUUUACACGCACUUGUACGGACAUUUGUGUUAUAGCUGUGAGCUUAGAAGAAGAAAGCAUGACAACUGGAAGACGUGGAGGACAGUGAUCGACUGUAUUGAGGAUUUGAGCAAGAGGCGCCUGUGCAAGGCGAGAGUAAGUUGGAGAGCAGUAAAAUAGCAACAAAGAACCAGGAGCGCGCAUUCAUGGGACGCGACUUUGACAGCUCCUCGUUUCUUCUGGCCUAACUUUGUUUUAUCAAGCGGAGGGUCUGUGACAGAGCAAUGGCUGAAGCAGCGCUGCACGACCCUCUCCAGGACUUGGACGUUGCCAUUGAUCCGGAUUUCGAGCCCCAGAAACGGCCACGGUCCUGCACCUGGCCGCUGCCCAGACCGGACUCGAGUGCGGUAAAACCAGAGAAUAAAGACAUCAUCCCCGAAGAAGAGGAUGACGAGGAGGACCGAACAACCCCAACAGCUAUCGACUCCGGUGGCCCCACGGAGGACCAGGGCAGCGGCAGUCCCGUAGCCGAUGGGGCGCUCUCCUCCCCGGGUCAUGACAGCGGAGGCUCCCCGCUCAGCUCACACUCCCCCUCGGCCACAUCUGGCGCCUUGACCUCCAGUGCUUUGGCCACUCCGAGAAAAGCAUCGUCGCGCAGAAACGCCUGGGGUAACCUUUCCUACGCUGACCUCAUCACUAAAGCCAUUGAGAGCGCGCCGGACAAGAGACUGACACUGUCCCAGAUUUAUGACUGGAUGGUCAGAUCUAUCCCUUACUUCAAAGACAAAGGCGACAGUAACAGCUCUGCAGGAUGGAAGAACUCCAUCCGACACAACCUGUCGCUGCACAGCCGCUUCAUCCGGGUGCAGAAUGAAGGCACCGGCAAAAGCUCCUGGUGGAUGAUCAACCCUGAGGGAGGGAAGGGAGGCAAAGCUCCACGUCGCCGUGCCGUGUCUAUGGACAAUAGCAACAAAUACACCAAGUCAGCCCGCGGUCGCGCCGCUAAGAAGAAGGCCGCUCUCCAGGCUGCGGCUGCAGCAGGAGAGGGUGGAGACAGUCCCUCAGGCUUGUCCCGCUGGCCCGGUAGUCCCACAUCCCGCAGCACAGAGGAGCUGGAUGCCUGGACCGACUUUCGCUCCCGCACAAACUCUAACGCCAGCACCAUCAGUGGGCGCCUGACGCCCAUCCUGGCCAACCCUGAGCUGGACCAGGUCCCAGAUGAUGAGCCCCCUCUGUCGCCUAUGCUCUACAGUCCUGGCAGGACAAUGUCGCCUGGCAACAACACAGCCAAUGGGAAGGCAGCACCAACAGAGUUGCCCCGCCUCGCAGAUCUAACAGGUACCAUGAAUCUGAACGAUGGACUCACAGAUGACAUAAUGGAUGAGCUAUUGGAAAACAUCAACCUGGUGCCAACCACUACGGGACAACCCCCAAACGGAUCUUCAGGCUUCGGCUUUGGCUCCAAACCAAACGGACUAGUCUCUUCCUCCUCCACCUCGCCCGCUGCCAACCCAUCUACUAAUGGCAGCAAUGGUUUCAGUAACUCCAUCUUUGGCCCGCCUUCCACAGGGUCCACCCUGCGCCCCUCUCCCAUGCAGACCAUCCAGGAGAACAAGCAGACAUCCUUCUCCAUCACCUCUCAUUUUGGCAGUCAGACAUUACAAGACUUGCUGAACUCGGACAGCCACAACCACAGUGAUGUGAUGAUGACUCAGUCCGACCCGCUCAUGUCCCAGGCCAGUGCUGCAGCUGUAAUGUCCCGCCGUGGCCUUAUCCUCCGCAACGAUCCCGUCAUGACCUUUGGCACCACUGGAGUUCACAACGUCCAGGGGCACAGUAACAACCAGAACACACUCCGGCCCAUAAAUGGUCUGACUCUUAACAACGAAGCUAACAUGUUGGCUAAUGCCAAGCAGCUCCUGAACUCUCCUCUGGGGAGCAAUGGCUCAUCCUCCAUGCAGAUCGACACAUCCAUUUUCAUGAACGGGACAGUUUCUAACGGAGCCCCUCUGAACCAGGACCGCUUCCCCACAGACCUGGACCUGGACAUGUUUAAUGGGACUUUAGAGUGUGAUAUGGACUCUAUCAUCAGGAGUGAGCUGAUGGACGCAGACGGACUGGACUUUAACUUUGACUCUUUAGUCAACUUCACCAGCACCAAGCAGACGUCCCAGAGCUGGGUCCCUGGCUGAGCAAAGAUCAGGCACCAAGCACAGCAGGUCUGAACUGUGUGGACGAUUAUUACCUACACCCUUUUUGCCAAACCUGCCAUCAGCACAAACAAAAUAAGCCUGUUUACAGACACUCAAUGCUGAAGAUCAGCCUCCAAACCUCCUGUGAAACAACACUUAGAAACAAACUGACAAUGACAGAGUUAUGCAAUUUCUCAGUCCUGUUCUGUUGUAAUCCAAGGCGUUUCAGGUCGAUUGAAGUGAAGAGGAGAGACCUUACAGUUGUUCCCAAUGAAGAUUCAAGUUUAAAAUGGAGAAGUGAUGUGUCGUGUUGGACAAAAGAAGACUCUCCCUGUGUUUUUAUCCUUGUGAUUUUAAAUGUUCAGUGUUUUGUUUGAACGUUUUCUGUUUUAUCAUUAUUUGGCAUCAUACCUAUCUGUACAAAAUGGAAAAAAAAUGUAUUGGUGAAAUGAAAAGAUGGCAGUAGAGCUAUUUUGUUUAAUGCACAUAACCAAUAUAUAUAUAUAAAACAGUGGUGGUAAUGGCGUUAGGAUGUAAAAUGCACUUCAAAUUUAGCGCUUAUAAACUGCUGCAUCCUAAGGGUAUACUUAAAUUUGCUUAAACAUCUUUUUUUUAUUUGUUUGGGAAAAAUAACUGUAAAAUUGUCCAAAAUACUGGAUUUAUAUGAAUGCAUAUUUGUACAGAGCAAAUCAGGAAGGAAAAACUUGUUUUGAGAUUUAUGAUUACAGCAUAUGAUGUAGCCAAAAUAAAUAGCUGUUCUUUGGGUUUGUGAACAUUUCCACAACAGGUGCUACUAUGUAAACAGUGUUGACUCCUGUCCUAAAGCAUAAACCAUUUGAAAUCAGUUUAUUUUCAGUCCAGCCAUGACCCCUGCAGCAGCCAGAUGCAAAGGUCAAAGGGCACAUGGAUUUUUAGGCUCAUUCCUUAAGCCAUUUUUCUCAAGUUCAUAAUAUGUCAAUAAGCUACUACUAUGUCUCUGUAUAUUGCCAAAUUACUUGAAAAUGAACAGUAGGAUCUGCUGGCAGCCAAAUCACAUUAAUGCACACAUGCACACUGAUUGACUUGAUUUCCUUGUGCUACUAACAUUCUAUCGAAAUGUUGCAUGACUUUCACUGCAGAAAAACUGUCAACUUUUUAGGACAUAAGUCAAAACCUUUGAGAAGAUGUUUUUUUUUUUUUUUUAAAUCAUCCAUUUUUGCCGGAGAAAGUUUGAAAUACAAUUGGAUGGUUAGGAGAGAGUAGUAGCAGUAACUGAACUCAAAUAAGUAUUUAUUUUUCAUGUUGAGAUAGUGAAAGGUAUGUUGUAUCAAUAAAUAAAAAUUUUAGCAUCAAAUCUUACCAAAGGAGUUGAAUUGGAUUAGAAGAAUGGACCCUAUUCAUGUUCAAUUGCCUCCUCAAAGCCUCAGUUCCUCGAUUCUGAGCUGUCAGUCAUCACUGCUGAGGACGAAGGCAGAUUCCUAUUGGCAGAUUCCUAUUGGCUUUCUCCUCUCAGUGGGUGGGAUUUAUACGGAUUCUAGUAAACAGAAUUGAGACGCAAUCUCAAAAUCAGCUUUCCUUGUUCACUUCCUUUAAGGUGCAAACUUAUGAUGUCAUCCUAAAGUGACGGAUUCUUUUUGGGGAGAUUUUCUGAUCCAGAAUGAAAUGCAAGCAAGGACACAAGGAAAUCAAAUGCACUUUUAUACACACACACACACACACACACUGACAUAUGAAAACACGUACCAGAGAUCUGUGUUAAGCUCUGCUGUUUUUACAUCUUGUGGGGCCUGUUAUGCAUUACAAAAACUCAGGGGGGUUGAAGCAAAUCUAGUGGUCUUUGAAACAGAUAAAUGCUGUGUGUUGUGAACUUAUAACCUGUGAACACGACGAAGAGAGAGGAGCAUCAACUUUUAUUUUGUGACUUUGAGUUCUCCUCCUUCCUAUAUUUUGUCUAUCUUCUAUGAAUAACCCAUCCAUUUCCCUCCACGACGCAUACAGCACGUUAGCCUGUAUGCAUGUAUGUAUUUAUGCAUUAUGAUUUGUGUAAAAAUGCAUAUACUCACUCGCUGUUUCGUCCUUGUAAAUCUGUAUUGUACUUGAGACCCGUUUUUGAGUUUUGUAAUACCUCUGAAGGGAUAGGUGAAGAGUUACGUUACACCUGUAUUGUAGGAGGGAACACUGUUACUACCAGCCUUCUGAAAAAAAAAUGGUGAAAAAAAAACACCAAUGUUGUAGCAUCUGGAGACCCUCAUGCCACAGAGGGCCCGCCCUUGUUGUGUAUAAUAGUGUACAGAUGUGUGAAUAGUACUUUGAAACCAGGCUUACAGAGGAGUGCAUGGUUGGCAAAGGGUGAAUAGUUACCGUGCGAUAUGAGGUUUAGUGCAUGACAAAAAUUUGCCAUGGUGCCGUCCCUUUAAGUUUUCAGGAGAAUCAGUGUUUUUUUCCCACCAAAAUACACCCUCCAAUAUUAGUUGUUAUAAGGUGCAAAUAAAAAUAUCUCACUGUUAAUUUUGGCACUAGACAUUUCAAAGCCACCCUCUAACUUUACAUGUUGUAGUAAGCUAGCAUCACCAAAACAGUGAACCAGGGAAACACAAGCAAAAAUCUGUUCAUCAGUAUAUAGAAUUAGAUGUUAAGUGAACCAGCAAAUAACUAUAAAAAUAUUUUUUAUCAGUACUUACUACAGGAAUAAUCACUUUCUACUGUCAACGUCUUUUAGUUCUAAGGGAUUAUAAUCACAGAUUGAUUUAUGUAUAAUGCGUGUAAAAUAUAUUUUCUCUUUUGGGAGAUAAAUUACACCUUUACACCACAACUGCUUUAUACCGGCACAAUUUCACAAAUAAAAUCUCAAAAUAUGCAAAAACAAGCAAAAAACUGACAAGACAUACCACUAGAUACCUUAAUCACCUCCUUUGUCCACUUCUUGUAAAAAAUCCUAAGGCCAGCUUUAACUUCAACCUUUGCCCUUCGAACUUUACACUUUAUAAUGAAUCUUGCUUCUUCUCAACUUGAUGUUAGUGGGUAUUUUUCCUGUGUAUUCCAUUUUAAAUUGUAAUCUAGUUUGUAUAAGAAAUGGUGCGCAUGUAAAUAAAGCUUGGUGAGGCUCCAUACA
Messenger RNA from Periophthalmus magnuspinnatus, 5398 nucleotides. RefSeq names its product forkhead box O3b (gene foxo3b). The coding region runs from base 400 to 2307 and encodes 635 amino acids. The record is from RefSeq and is a predicted model, not a curated record. Gene Ontology annotation, cellular component: mitochondrial matrix; nucleus. Gene Ontology annotation, biological process: regulation of transcription by RNA polymerase II. NCBI's taxonomy places the organism in Eukaryota, Metazoa, Chordata, Actinopteri, Gobiiformes, Gobiidae. Gene Ontology annotation, molecular function: DNA-binding transcription factor activity, RNA polymerase II-specific; RNA polymerase II cis-regulatory region sequence-specific DNA binding. The transcript has 4 exons.